AUUUAAUACCUUCUGAUUAUAUAUCUACCACACCUUUAUCCAAUGUGGUCAUACAAAGUUGUUAGAAAAUCAACAUGUGAAAUGUAUCAAUCGCCAGUGUAUUUACAAACAUUUUCAAUUUAAACUGAAAUUGAAAUACAUUUUAAAUGUUUAAUCAGUGCCUUAAUUUAAAAAAUUAUGUAAGGCCUAUUUAUCACCAUAUCAAUCCACUUCAUCCUAUACAUUCUCAUUAUGCAUUUUUAAAUAGACGGAAUAUUUUUGCUGUUACUGGGAUUCAACCAAGUGGUAAACCUCAUCUUGGAAAUUAUCUUGGUGUAAUAAAACCAUGCAUUGCCUAUAGUCGUAAUAAUGAUAUAUCAAAAUUUUUUAUGUUGAUCGCUGAUUUACAUGCUCUUACAUCAAAAAAUUGUACUGAUCUGGAAUUAGGUAUACUUGAACUUGUAGCUACUUUACUUGCAUGUGGAUUUGAAGGGAAUUCUUUAAAACAAAUUAUAUUUCUUCAAUCUUCUGUACCUGGACAUACUGAACUGGCGUGGAUUUUAUCGACAGUUUGUUCAAUUCUGAGAUUAGCUCAUUUACCACAAUGGAGAGAUAAAUGUGGAUAUUAUAAUUCAGUACCUGAAUCAUCUGUUGCCAAUAAUACUGCUACAACAACAACUACUGCCACUACUGCUAAUAAUACUACUGACAAAUUAUCCAUAAGUAGUACUUCUGAUUCGGCUACAGUUGGUCUAUUUACUUAUCCUACAUUACAAGCUGCUGAUAUUUUACUUUAUGGUGCACAUGCCGUACCUAUUGGAGCUGAUCAAAUAGCUCAUAUUGAACUGACACGUGAUCUGGUUCGUUCAAUUGUAUAUAAAUGGCCAUCUUUAUCAUCAAUUUUACAUAUACCGAAAAGUGUUAUUUUUGAUACACCUAAAAUCAAUAAUUUAAUGAAUCCAUUGAAAAAAAUGAGUAAAUCAGAUCAAUCGGAGAUUGGUGUUAUUUAUUUAACUGAUACACCAGAUAGUAUUUUUAAGAAAAUUAAACGUGCUGAAACCGACUCUAUACGUAAAAUCAGUUAUGAUACAGAGAAACGUCCAGGUGUAUCAAAUUUAUUAAGAAUUCUCGCUUCUGUUCAGGGUCGUAAAAUUGACGAAAUUCUACCUACAAUAACCAAUGAAUGGAGUAAAGAAGAUUUAAAACUAAAAAUAGCCGAUGCCCUAAUUGAAGAAUUGAAUCCAAUUCAAAAACGUAUACAUGAUUUAAUGAAUACAGACGAAGGUCAAUCCACUCUGGUGAAUUGUUUAACACAUGGUGCUGAACAAGCUAAUCAAUUAGCUGCGAAACGUUUAGAGCUAAUCUAUUCUGCUAUUGGUUGUAAAAUACCAGUACGUAAAGUACAUUGUACUUCAUAUAAUUGA
Messenger RNA from Schistosoma turkestanicum, 1403 nucleotides. The record is from the annotation of a GenBank genome assembly. Lineage: Eukaryota; Metazoa; Platyhelminthes; Trematoda; Strigeidida; Schistosomatidae.